Rangifer tarandus platyrhynchus (Svalbard reindeer) is the source of this 807-nucleotide messenger RNA. The record is from the annotation of a GenBank genome assembly. Lineage: Eukaryota; Metazoa; Chordata; Mammalia; Artiodactyla; Cervidae.
AUGUCUAGCAAAGCAAAUGCUUCCAAGAAAAAGUCUCAACAGGUAAAAAGAAAUCCAAAAAGAAAAACCGAGGAAGCAGCAGAAAUAUCAGCGGAACAGGUUAGAAACACAGUGAAAAAAAAUAAAAAUCAUCCAAAACAUCUGUCUUCUGAAGUGACAAGACAGACAAAGCAUACUGCUCUAAAACAGGUAAAGAUCGCAUCCAACAAGAGAAAAACCUGGCAACCUCUUUCGAAGAGUAGCAGAGAACAUUUACAAACUAUGAUGGAAUCGGUAGUAAUAGCAAUUCUGAGUAACAGUGUUAAAGAAAAAGAACAAAUUCAAUAUCAUCUGAAUUUCCUAAAGAAAAGAUUGUUGCAACUGUGUGAAACCCUGAAAGUCCCUCCCAAAAAGCUGCAAGAUUUAUCUCAUGUGUCAAGUCUACUGAAAAUGGAAAGGGCACAGCACAGAACUAAUGAGGAAGGUCUGGCAUCUUUGCAGGAAGAAACAGAUAAAAUGGUAGCGACUAUAGAGUCAAUGACUGGGGAUAUUCACAGCCUAAAGAACAAAGUUCAUGUUCUGAAAAGUGAGGUGGAAGAAGAAGAAAAGAAGAUAAAACAGAUGUUUCAAAUAGAUAGUGGGGUGCUCUCUCUUCCUGAACUUUCUCAAAAGAGUCUCAGAGCACCCAUCCUUCAGAGAGAAAUUCUGACGCUAAUUCCAAAUCAGAACAGUCUUCUGAAGGACUUGGAAGUUCUCCAUAAUUCAUCCCAGAUGAAGCACAUGUUCACCUUCAUUGAAGAAGUCUAUAAAAGACUGGAUGCCUCUUAA